AUGACGUGCCACAGGCCACCCCCGGUGGCACAGCGGUGUGACGGACACAGCGGGGGCCCCUCCCUGAGCACUCUGGGAAUUGCAGAGGGCCCCGGGGCUGAAAUGGUGCUGCUGAGAGUGCUGGCUCUGUGCUGGGUGUUUGCGCCAGUCUGUGUCGAAGACUCUCCGCCAUGGUUCCAGAACAUCACCACAAGCCUGUUCAAAUCACCAGGGGACUUCCUCCUGGGGGGGCUUUUCCCCAUCAACGACCUCACCAGCAACCUCAGCGAGAGGCUGGAGCCCGAUGACAUCCACUGCAACAGCCUUAACCUGUUCGGGCUGGGCCUCUCCUUGGUGAUGAAAUUCGCCGUGGACGAGAUCAACGGCAACAACGAUCUGCUGCCGAACGUCAGGGUGGGCUUCGAGACCUUCGACACCUGCCGGCAGCCCGCCGUCAUCGUGAAGCCCACCAUGCUGUUCCUCACGCGGGGCUUCACGCAGCGCGUCAGCGUCAUGUGCAACUACACCGAGUACCCGACCCGCGUCAUGGCCGUCAUCGGACCCCAGACCUCCGACAUGACCUCGGUGGUGGGGAAACUCCUCGGCUUCUUUCUCAUGCCUCAGAUCAGCUACGGUGCCACCAGCGAGAAGUUCAGCGACAAGCGGCUGUACCCGUCGUUCCUGCGCACUGUACCCAGCGACAGCUGGCAGGCACAGGCCAUCAUCAGCCUGCUGGAGCACUUCAACUGGACGUGGGUGGCCAUGGUGGGGAGCGAGGACGAGUACGGGAAGCAGGGCCUGAGGGAGAUCUCCUCGCUGGCCGCACAGAGCUCCAUCUGCGUGGCCUACGAGGCCCUGAUCCCCGUCUACACCGACCCGCAGCCCGCCGUGGGGGAGAUCCUGCAGCGCAUCAACGAGACCCAGGUGUCCGUGGUGGUGGUCUUCGCCCUCUACAAGGCCGCCGUCAGCUUCUUCAAAGAAGCCAUCAAAAGGAACAUGACGUCGGUGUGGGUGGGCAGCACGUCCUGGGCUCUGCAUAACGAGGUGACCGGGCUGCGCGACAUUAAGACGGUGGGCACCAUGGUGGUCUUCGCCGACAAGACCCAGAAGCUGGGCCUGCUGGACAGCUACGCCGAGGAGCUCUUCAAAAGGCUGGAGACGGGCAGGAGGGACAGGAUGCGGCAGACCUCAUCGCCACCCAACCGGACGGCGCCCCCGUCUCUGUUCGACCCCUGUCCGGCGUGCUGGAACCUCUCCCUGGCCAACGCCACGCUCAUGACGGACCUGCUGGUGCAGCGUACCGCCUUCAGCGUGUACGCCGCUGUCUACAGCGUGGCACACGCAAUGCACCGCCUGCUGGGCUGCAAUGCCACCGCCUGCCAGAAGAGGGCCGACCACGACGUCUACCCCUGGCAGUUGCUGGAGGCGUUGAAGAAUGUCUCCUUCCAAAUAAACGGCACACAGCUGCAGUUUGACAGCAGUGGGAACCCCAACUUUGGCUACAAUGUCUUAACCUGGAACUGGGACAAACCUGACGUGACCUUCGUUGACAUCGGAAGUUACUACAAGACUCUGACUAUCAAUGAGAGCCAGAUAAAAUGGCACACGCCCAACUCCAAGGUACCUGAGUCCACCUGUUCUGCCAACUGCGCCCCUGGACAGGUGCGCCGCGUCAAAGGGUUCCACUCCUGCUGCUUCGACUGCAUCGAAUGCAAGGAAGGAACUUUCCAAAACCGCACGGAGGACAUCCAGUGCACUGACUGCCCCAAGGGACAGUGGUCUACCCCGAGCAGCACCAGCUGCACCCUGCCCACCUUCCACUUCCUGUCGUGGGGCUGCGCGGAGUCUCUGGCCAUGCUGCUGGCGGGGGCGGCGCUCCUGAGCUGCCAGGCCGCCGUGGGGGGGCUGUUCCUGCGCCACCGCGGGACCCCGCUGGUGCGCGCCGCGGGGGGGCCCCUGAGCGCCCUCACUCUCCUCAGCCUGGCGGGAGCUUGCGCCUGUCUGCUCCUCUUCCUGGGCGAGCCGGGCGACGCGGUGUGCCACCUGCAGCAGCCGCUCAACGCCCUCUUCCCCACCGUCGCCCUCUCCUGCAUCCUGGCCGUGUCGCUGCAGGUGGUCUGCGUGACGGAGUUCCCGAGUCAGGCCCCCUCCCACCUGGAUGCACUGCGGGGUCCAGGCAGCUGGCUGCUGGUGCUGGCGUCCUGUGGUGUGCAGGGGGGGCUCUGCGGCUGGUUCCUGCAGGAGGGCACCUCGCUGACCGCCCACCUGGCCAGCAUGGAGGUGACCUUCGUCAGUAAGUUUCUGCGCUGCCCUGUGCAGCCCAUGCUGGGCUUCGGCCUCAUGCUGGGCUUCAAUGGCCUGCUGGCCCUCGUCUCCUUCAUGUGCACCUUCAUGGCCCAGAGGCCGGCCAAGCAGUACAACCUGGCCCGGGACAUCACCUUCUCCACUCUGGUGUACUGCGUGGUGUGGGUGAUCUUCAUCCCCAUCUACACCGGCCUGGACGAUAAGGACAAGUCUAUCGCUCAGGUGACGGCCAGCCUGCUCAGCAAUCUGGGGAUACUGGCUUCCUACUUCUUUCCCAAGUGUCACCUGCUCCUGACCCAACCUGAGCUCAACACUGCAGAGUACUUCCGCACCUACCUGGAGGGCACCCCUCCCACACCCCAGGAAGAACAGGAGCAGUAA
Messenger RNA from Megalops cyprinoides (Indo-Pacific tarpon), 2664 nucleotides. RefSeq names its product taste receptor type 1 member 3. The record is from RefSeq and is a predicted model, not a curated record. Gene Ontology annotation, cellular component: membrane. Gene Ontology annotation, molecular function: G protein-coupled receptor activity. NCBI's taxonomy places the organism in Eukaryota, Metazoa, Chordata, Actinopteri, Elopiformes, Megalopidae. The transcript has 9 exons. Gene Ontology annotation, biological process: sensory perception of sweet taste; sensory perception of umami taste; G protein-coupled receptor signaling pathway. Bases 1 to 2664 code for a protein of 887 amino acids.